ACCUCCCUUAAUUUUACUUAUAUUUAUAGUAUAUUGCUAUGGCUUAUUUGUCAACAUGAAAUUAUAUAUGAGGAUUGUCACCGUUCAAAUUAUUAAAAGAAGUGUCAAAUUUGCAAAAAACAUCGCUUAAUAUUCCUUUACAACAAGACUUCCUCUUAUAGGGAGGUUAAAAUAACGGCGGAAGUUGAAGCUCAUUUCUAAAAACAAACAACAUGGCAUCUUUCAGUCAGGGACAAACUGUUCCACAGAAAACUUUACGUUCAAAGAUAAAAGACGACCAUUUAACGUGUGCCAUCUGCUUAGGAAAUUUUGAUCACCCGAAAGCGUUAUCAUGCUUGCAUACUUUCUGUGAAAAUUGCAUCAGGGGCUAUGUAUUCGGCAGAAAUUUUGACAAAGUUGGCAAUUUUCCAUGCCCCGAAUGUAAGCAAAUCAUACAGAUUCCCGCGGGAGGUGUUGAAUCUUUCCCUGAUAACUUCCAUAUCAAAAGUUUGUUGGAUGCUCUUUCGACUCCGGCGCGUCCGGCCCCUCCUAGAUCAACAACAAACCCAAAUUCUGAACAUAAUAACAGUCAGUAUACAGACCAAAGUGGGGCAAGUGGUGAUCCGUAUCUAUACCCAGCACUUCAACGUUCUGACAGCGAGAAAAAAGACUAUGUGUUUGUUGAAGGAGAUGAAAUGAUACUAAAGUUUGGACAGUUCGGAGGUACCUUGAUAGAUUUUCAUAAGCCAUACGAUUUAGCCAUUAGUCAAACUGGCCAAUACGCAAUAUCUGAUAGAAGUGGCUCAAGAAUACUAGUCUUUUCAAAUACCGGUAUAUUACUUAGCAGAAUUACUUGUAUGAAUUGUAAGAUAAGUGGACUCACAUUUAUGCGAGAUGGGAAUAUUCUUGUAGCCGUUGCAAAUGCUGGUUCAUCUAUUAUGAGAGUUUAUAAUAUGGAUGGGAAACUGUUAGAGGAUAUUGGAGAAUUUUAUAGAUUCUCUAAACCUAGUGGAAUAGCUAUAAAUAGUAGUCAUCAAAUAGUUAUUUCUGACUUAGAAAGCCACACAAUAAUGAUUUUCACAGACAAAAGAAAAUUUUCAACCAAAUUUGGAAGUAAAGGUUCUGGAGAGAAAAGGUUUCUUUCGGCAAACUUUAUUACCAUCAAUCAGAAGAAUCACAUUAUUGUUUCUGAUUGUGGAAAUAACUGCAUUCAAGUGUUUGACAAUACGGGUGAAUUUAAACAUAAGUUCGGCAUCACAGGUGAAGGUCAUGGUCAUCUCUCCUGUCCAAUGGGAGUUGCAACAGAUAGUCACAAUAACAUUAUAGUGGCAGAUGCUGGCAAUUUCCGAGUAGAAAUUUUCGACAAAAAGGGCAGACAUAUCAAGUGCCUUAUUGAAGAUACAGACGCAAUAGGAAAUGAAGCAAAGCCUUUAAACGUAGCAGUGACCCAUAACGGGGACAUUGCUGUUUUACUUGUCGGUGAACAGUUUGCUGAAGUGAGAGUUUUUAGGUGGAAUGGCUGAUACAUGUAGAUGUAUUCUGACAACUGACAAUCUUUAAUUUAAACGAAUCAGAAAUAAAUGUAUUAAAUUAAAAAAGAUAUCCUUGAUAUUGAAUAAAAUAUGUAUUAGAUUAAAAAGUAUUAAUAAUAAACAAUUACAUGCAUUAUAUUACAAAUGAAAGUAUACUUGAAUAUAAAUGUAUUUUGUUCAACAUAGCAUUGUUUUUUAUUAUACAUGUACAAAAAAUGUAUAAGAAAUGUAUGAACAUGUAUGUACCUGUGUACUAUUUAAAAUCUCCCCCAUUCCAUUAUCAUGAUUAUUUAAUUAUUUGCAUUGCUUAAUUAUAUUGUUGAUUCUCCAUGCCAUGAUUGAAAUGUAUUUUACAAUGCAGUGAUAUUGUUUGCCUUAAAUUAGUGGAGAAGAAAGGCUUUUUCCCCUGGAGAAGAAUCCCAAUUUGAAAAAAAAUGGCUUAAAAUUAUUCACAAAAAGACAAUUUUUUUCCCAAACAGUGCUGUCUCAGUAGAAAAUGUGCAUGAAUAUAAACUGAAAAACACUUACAUGUACUUAAACAUUUUUCAAGCCUAAAAUAACUAUAUUCAUGAUAUUUGCAGAUUUGAGGGUCUAUUUAUGUAUCAUCACUGACAAAAUGAGGUCUUAUUUUAAAGCAGGGUUUGACUCUUGAAAAUGGCUCUGUAAAUUGAAGCUUCAGUCAAAUUCAUGGUUAAUUUUAAAUUUCCCAAUUUGAUGAAAAUGACGCAUAUUUUCCCAAUAAAAAAGGGUAAGAGGUAGUUUUGAAAAAAGCCAACAAUAUCACUGCAAUGUGUUUACAUGAUAUUAGAUUACUAAGCAUUAUAAUUUACACUAACAGAGGUGGAUUUAGAGGGGUUUUCAGACCCCCACCCCCACACUUUUGUGGAAAAAUUUGGUUGUAUAUGUAGGGAAUCACUGAAGCAUGACUGGAGUGGGCCCCCUUUGAGGCAGUCAGUGGGCCCCCUAUUACAUUUAUAAAAGUUUCUGGAUCCGCCACUGACUAACUAAAGACAAACAGAGAGCUAACUCUUUAUUACAUAUACAUACAUGUAAACAUGACAAAGAUGAGUAUUGUUUGUAUAUCAUGUAUAUAUUUCAUGUUUUAUACACAGUCACUUGAGUGGAGGUUAAUUUGUUCCAAAUAUCAUUUCCAAAGAGCUUCUAUUGGUUGAAUUUUAAAUAUCUUAUGAUUGUCAUAAAAACAUUUGUAUGUACUGCAACUAAAUACAAUGAUAUGUUAUUAAAAGUAUUUCAUUUGACAUGAUAAUUGUUACUGUGCCAUUGAUAAUAAUAUUGUACAUGUAUCACAUAUCAUGCAUACAUGUACAUGUAUUCAUAUGGUAUUUGUCCUGUAUGUUUAUUUAUUUUUUCAUUGUCUUCUAAAAAAGAGUAUCAUUAAUUUUAUAUGAACAUGAUUUACAUUUCCCUUAUAAAGCUAGGGAACAUUUGUGUGGAAGUUGAUGAAAAGCUACAUGAUACAUGUAUGCAUGUAUGCAUCUAUUGCAACAUUUUUUUUGACAGUUUACAUUACAUGUUUCAUGUGUAUGAUAAUGUUAUACUUUUAACUAACAACUAAAUCCCUGGUUGGAUAUUUUUUGUAUUAUAACUUUGAGUAAGAAGCCAAAGUACAUGUAUGUGAUUUCACGUCCACUUGAUACACAUGUUUGUGUAAUAUUUCAAUUCUAGUAGAUAUGUUUUUCUGUCAUUUUUCUGUAAGCCUGUCAUUGCAUAUGACACCUGCCUAGCAUACAACCUUUUUUAUAACAUAAUAUAUUAAUUAUUAAAGGGUGUUUUUCUGAAAUAUCUGAGUUUGAUUUUUAAACAUGUUAAAGCAGAAAUUAAAAUAAAGUUGAAAGACAGUUGAUUAAGAAAUGUUGAAUGUUGAGUUUUUUCACAUCACCAAUUUCAAAAACAUUUCUUUACCAUGUUUACCAUAUAGCUUUAUAAUUAGCCAUGAACAUUUAAUAUAUUAAAACAUAAUUAAUGAAUGAAAUUUAAUAACAGGACACUGUACUCUUUGAAGUUAUAAAAAUACAGGCAUUUUUUUUUUACAUUAGUGAUUACAUAUGUUCAGUUGUAUAAAAUAGAUAAAUGGCUUAUUCUAUAAUUUUACUCUUUUCAUGUUUGUGGAACUUAAACAUUGCGAAAAGUUUUAUUGCAGUGCAUAUCCUUUGCAAAUAAAUUCAAAGUAGGCAUUCAUUUUUGUGGCAUUCAUUUCGUUUCUAUUGUACAUUUGUGCAUGAAUGGAAAUACAAUGUUACAGUAAUAUAUCUGUGAUAUUAUGUACAAUUUUCCUUAACUUUUGGUGCCUUGGAAAUGUUGGAAAUACAAUGUGAUAUAUUUUCUUACCUUUUUUUCUUACAAACUGUUUGUUGUAUUUGUAACAAGUGCCUUCAUAUAUACCAUUGUAUACAGUGUAUAUGUUUUUUUUCAG
This is a messenger RNA of Mytilus trossulus (common blue mussel), 3945 nucleotides long. Its product is annotated as tripartite motif-containing protein 2-like. Gene Ontology annotation, biological process: proteasome-mediated ubiquitin-dependent protein catabolic process; protein polyubiquitination. Gene Ontology annotation, molecular function: ubiquitin protein ligase activity; protein binding; metal ion binding. The record is from RefSeq and is a predicted model, not a curated record. The transcript has a single exon. NCBI's taxonomy places the organism in Eukaryota, Metazoa, Mollusca, Bivalvia, Mytilida, Mytilidae. Bases 213 to 1502 code for a protein of 429 amino acids.